CAGUGGACACAGCACAUUAUCGGUUAGAUACAUAGAUAGAUAGAUAGUGAUAUUUUUUAUUUACUGCCUUUUCUUACAAAAUCAAUCUGAUUGUUGGCUUGUAUAUGCACACACUGUAUUGUCCUUCUACCAUCUGCCUGGAUUCAAGCAUCUGCUCUACUGCCUAGUUUUGGCCUAGUUCCGCCCUAUACUCAAGCAUUGUGAAUCGGAGGUGGAUAAAAUUUCUGCCUAGAUGUGGGCAUGAAAUUGUGAAAAUUAAAUUGGUACAACGUAUCUGAAAAAUUCGCCCCCCCUACCGCCUACCGGGCAAACUUUGAACUAAUUGUUUCUCCCCGUCACCAAGUUAAACCGCAAUAUCACCAUGAACUCAAUACACAUUGUUGUUGUUGUCUUAGCAGCUGUCGUUACCAGUUGUCAUGCGCAGUGCAAUGAUCAACAGCUGAACAAGGCCAAGUUGCGGUUUAAGGACUGCUUAGAGGACAAGAAGGCACACUUGCUGCAAUUGGAUUAUGAGGAGGACAAUGAUAUGCAACUACUUAUAUGCAGUGGACUCAAGGAGCUGUCUACUGGUUGCCAGGAAGCAGUUAAUGAGUUCUCUUUCUGUAUGAGUAGAGAACAUGUAGAUCAUCUCGUAGAGAUUCAUAUCAAUGCUAUCUCAGAUCAUCUCGUAGAGAUUCAUAUCAAUGCUAUAUCAGAUCAUCUCGUAGAGAUUCAUAUCAAUGCUAUAUCAGAUGUUCUGGCCCCCUUCCACCCUACCCUAGAGCUAAGGGACUGCCCAGUGUUUAAUACUCCUCCACCAACUAUAGUUCAUCAGAAACCCGAACCUGAAGCCGCGGCCGCAGAAUAUUCAGUUACAGGAACUGGAGUUUGGUUCUAUCCUGGUUUACUUACCAUCAUUCUUUCCGUAUUUUUGCUGUAAACAAAUAAAAAAUAAACAACAUGAUAUGACGCAAAAAAGAUGAUAUUACGAAAAAAAAGAUGAUAUUACGCAAAAAAAGAUGAUAUUACGCAAAAAAAUCAACCAGUGAGAAAAUAGGGCAGAAUCGUUAACAAUAGACAUAUUUAAGUAGAGUAUACUACUUUGACUUUUUCAAAAGUACAUAAAAUUUCCUAUUCUUAGUAUUAUAUUAAUAUGUACAAAUUUAAUGAUUUCUUUUUGUACAUGAUCCCCUGUACAUAGCCUUAAUUUGUUGUACAAAUAACUACCAGUUAAUGUAUUAUUGUGAUAACUUAUAUCUUUUUUUCUGUUUAAUUUAAAUAUAAAUAUGUGAUUUAUUUACGGAAUUUAUUUGUCUAUGAAUAUUUUUUACAGUUCUUGAUUUUCCCCUCUUCUUUUUUCGAAAACGGAGACAAACUACAUAGAAAUAGUCUUGAUUAUAAAAAGGUGGUAAAUGAAAUGGUAUUUUUUUAAGCAAAAAUAUUAGAAUAUCAAAUGCCGAAUGAUCAAAAAUCUUAAAAUGAUCUAAAAAAUGUACGCUAAAUAGUUAGGACAACUAUUAUUUUUGCAAAAAUAUCAUACAAUUUUACAAUAAAGUUAAUUUUAAAGUUUAAGGUAUUCUUAAACAUAUUUUUAUGAUAAAACGUCUGUAAAAUGCAAGCUCUCUCUUU
Molecule: messenger RNA, 1608 nt
Organism: Eurytemora carolleeae
Lineage: Eukaryota; Metazoa; Arthropoda; Copepoda; Calanoida; Temoridae
Exons: 8
Coding region: 362-919 (185 amino acids)
Source: RefSeq, a predicted model, not a curated record